Molecule: messenger RNA, 844 nt
Organism: Terrapene triunguis (Three-toed box turtle)
Lineage: Eukaryota; Metazoa; Chordata; Testudines; Emydidae
Gene: TAFA4
Product: TAFA chemokine like family member 4
Exons: 6
Coding region: 131-619 (162 amino acids)
Molecular function (GO): receptor ligand activity
Source: RefSeq, a predicted model, not a curated record
CCGGGCGCACGGCUGAAGACGUGUCGGGAGAGGACCGGGUCCGUCCGUCGCUGGAGCAGACAGAGCGGCUCCAGGUCCCCAGAGUGAAGGAAAAUUUCUGAAAUGCAGAAAUGCUUGUUUGUAGCUGCAAAUGGGAAUUUGGAAUAACUGUGAAAAUCGCACUGAAAUAAUUGUGUUUGACUGGAACAAAAUUCUUGCAAAGUCCCCAAGGAUGAGAUUCUGUGCCAAAUCAAUGCUUCUAUCUCACUGGCUCUUUCUGGUCUAUGUGUUAAUGGUGUGCUGUAAAUUGUUGUCCGCCUCUAGCCACCAUCCCCGAGGGCACACAGGCCACCACCAAGUCAAGCAAGGGACGUGUGAAGUCGUCGCAGUGCAUCGUUGCUGCAAUAAGAACCGAAUUGAAGAACGGUCGCAAACAGUCAAGUGCUCUUGCUUCCCGGGGCAGGUGGCUGGAACAACAAGGGCACAGCCCUCUUGCGUCGAAGCCUCCAUUGUCAUCCAGAAGUGGUGGUGUCACAUGAACCCUUGUCUGGAUGGAGAGGACUGUAAAGUGCUACCGGACUAUUCAGGUUGGUCUUGCAGCAGUGGAAAUAAAGUCAAAACCACCAAGGUAACACGGUAGCAAAGGAUAAACCUAUGUGUCAUUGCUGGAACAAUGGGAUUUGCAGCUGUGUUGCUUGUCUGUUUUACAUAGUCCUGUUUUUUUCUGAGAAUACUGUAGACUUUACACUUCAAACUUACAAAAUUAGUGAGCAAGAAGGACAAUACUUCUCUUUUUGACUAUGGUGGCACUUCUUGAUGCAGGAUUUUCCCAUGCAGAACUAUACACUUUUAAUUAAAAAAAAAA